AAUGGUUAAAGUGGUUUGAGACGCGAAAAUAAACGCAUGCGCUGCCCUAUUGCGCGGAUGAAUUUUAUGUUGAUAAUUUUUUUAUUUUUGUUGUUGUUUUGUGUUUUAAAUUGAGAAGAGUUUGAGUGUGUAAUUGUUUAUAAUUUUUAAUAAUAAACAAAAACAACAGUUUAGCAGCGGUGCACUAACAAUAAGGGUGUGCGUUUGUGUGAGAUUCUCAAUUCAAAGAAAAAAAAUAUGUGAAUGAGAGAAGUGGUUGACAAAAUAUCCUUUCGAAUAAAUUUUUUAAAUAAUAAACCACACACACAAAUUGGAAUAAAUCGAGUGCAGUUAUAAAAAAAAUUCCUUCCCAGUGACAAAAUAACAAAAAAGAAACAGGAUAAAUUGUAUUUCUCUCUCCAUUGAGUGGUCGUUCGGGGUAAAAUAAAAUAAAAACGAUCUCUUUUCGGGAUUUUUUUUUUAAAUGUCGUCCGUCUGUGUGUAGUAGAUUUUUCCCCUCGUUUUAAUUUGUUGAAUUAACAAAUAUUAAAUCAAAUGUAUUUGUCUGUGGUUAAAUUAUCUGUUUUCGUACUUAAAUGUGAAUGUUUUACUACAAAAAGAAAAUAAAACAACGAGGAGUUAAAGAAAACUCUCAGAGAGCGCGCGGAAGUGAUCCAACGACAAUUCAACAUAAAAACUCUGGAUUUGGAUUACAAUGUGGUUACUGGCCGGCAAUACAGCAAAAUCGGAUACAUUUUGGAUUAAAUUUAUUUUAUUUAUAUUUUUCUUUAUUGGGAUUAUUUGUAGGGUUGAAGGUAUUGUGUCAUGCUUUCCUUCGCCUUGCAAAAACGGUGCCACCUGCGUUCAACAACUAAACGGACCACCAUACUGCAAUUGCUCAACACGAUACGUAGGUGAUUUUUGUGAAUAUGCAAAUCCCUGCCACACAGGAAGAUGCCAAAAUGGUGGCACCUGCAAGGUUACAUUUCGCGAUGGAACACCGCGAUUUGCAUGUCACUGUCCCAUCGGAUUCACGGAAUCUUUGUGUGAGAUACCGGUGCCGAAUGCAUGUGAUUCGUCGCCGUGCCUCAACAGCGGCACAUGCAACCUAAAAACACUGACAGAAUACACGUGCUCGUGCUCCAAUGGCUAUACAGGCAAAUUAUGCGAAAAACAAAACCUUUGUGCAUCAUCACCUUGUAGAAAUGGAGGAACUUGCAGUUCACUUCCGGGUGGAAAUUUCAAAUGCAGUUGCCCGAAAGGAUUCAAAGGUUUGGUGUGUUCCGAAGAUGUCGAGGAGUGUCAAACGAAUCCCUGCAAACAUGGCGGUAGCUGUGUCAACACACAUGGAUCAUAUCAAUGUAUGUGCGCGCCAGGAUAUACGGGAAAAAAUUGCGAAUCGAAGUACAUUCCUUGCUCACCGUCACCAUGCCAAAAUGGUGGAACGUGUCGUCAGUCAAGCGGACUCAACUACGAGUGCAAGUGUCCAGUUGGAUUUCGUGGCAAGAAUUGCGAGGAAAAUAUCGAUGACUGCCCAGGAAAUCUUUGUCAAAACGGAGGAACUUGCAUUGAUAAAAUUGAUUCGUAUCGAUGCAAGUGUCCACCAAACUAUACUGGCGAAUUGUGUGAAGCUGAUGUUGAUGAAUGUGCUUUACGACCAUCAGUUUGUCAAAACGGUGCCACAUGCACAAACACAAUCGGUAGCUACUCAUGCAUAUGUGUAAAUGGCUGGGAAGGACCGGAUUGUUCUCAAAAUCACGAUGACUGUGCCGUAGCAGCUUGUUUUUAUGGUGCCACAUGCAUUGAUGGUGUUGGCAGUUUUCACUGUCGAUGUCCACCUGGUAAAACAGGACUUUUGUGUCAUCUCGACGAUACUUGCACAUCGAACCCGUGCCACCCAGAUGCAAUCUGUGACACAAGUCCUAUAAAUGGUUCAUUUGCAUGUUCUUGUGCAUCGGGUUUCAAAGGUAUAGACUGCUCCGAGGAUAUUGACGAAUGUAAUCAAGGUUCACCAUGUGAACAUAAUGGAAAUUGUGUCAAUACACCAGGCUCUUUUGUAUGCAACUGUACACAAGGCUUCACAGGGCCACGUUGCGAAACCAACAUCAAUGAAUGUGAAUCUCACCCGUGCCAGAACGAAGGAAGUUGCUUAGAUGAUCCUGGUACUUUUCGAUGUGUUUGUAUGCCUGGCUUUACCGGCACUCAAUGUGAAAUCGACAUUGAUGAAUGCCAAUCGAAUCCUUGUCUGAACGAAGGAACAUGUCGUGAUAUGAUAAAUGGCUUCAAAUGUACAUGUGCCUUGGGAUUCACCGGAUCACGCUGUCAGAUCAACAUCGAUGACUGCCACUCGCAACCGUGUCGCAACAAAGGCAUUUGUCAUGAUUCCAUAGCUGGAUACACUUGUGAAUGCCCACCAGGUUAUACUGGACUGUCGUGUGAAAUUAACAUCAACGAUUGCCAAUCGAAUCCAUGCCACAGAGGCAAAUGUAUUGAUGGCGAUAAUUCAUUCAGUUGCCAGUGCGAUUCGGGUUUUACUGGUUAUCUAUGUCAAACGCAAAUAGAUGAAUGUGAAUCGAAUCCUUGUCAAUUCGGUGGGCGUUGUGAAGAUCGGGUGGGAACAUAUGCGUGUCAUUGCUUGCCAGGAACUUCUGGCCAGAAUUGUGAAAUCAAUGUCAACGAAUGCCAUAGCAAUCCGUGUAAUAAUGGUGCAACAUGUAUCGAUGGAAUAAACAAGUACACUUGCAAGUGUGUUCCCGGCUAUACUGGUAUUCAUUGCGAAGUCAAUAUCAAUGAAUGUGCUUCCAAUCCAUGUGCCAAUGGGGGCGUUUGUAUGGAUCUUGUUAAUGGGUUCAAGUGCGAAUGCCCACGUGGGUACUUUGAUGCUCGAUGUUUGAGCGAUGUUGACGAAUGUGCUUCGAAUCCUUGUAUUAAUGGUGGUCGUUGUGAAGAUGGGGUUAAUCAGUUUAUUUGUCAUUGUCUGCCUGGUUAUGGUGGAAAACGCUGCGAAUUGGAUAUUGACGAAUGUGGCUCGAAUCCUUGCCAACACGGUGGAAUUUGUCGAGAUGCUCUUAACUCGUAUAGCUGUCAAUGCAUGCCAGGCUAUACAGGCCGGAGUUGUGAGACAAAUAUCGAUGAUUGUAUCAACAAUCCAUGUGCUAACGGAGGGACAUGCAUUGAUCUUGUCAAAGGGUACAAGUGCGUUUGCAAAGUGCCAUUUACCGGGCGAGAUUGUGAGUCUAAGUUGGACCCAUGUUCGACAAAUCGCUGUCGAAAUGAUGCUAUUUGCACACCAAGUUCGAAUUUCUUGGACUUUUCAUGUCAAUGCAUUCAAGCCUACACUGGACGCUAUUGUGACGAAGAUAUCAAUGAAUGCCAGUUAUCAUCGCCAUGUCGAAAUGGAGCUACUUGUCUUAAUGUUCCUGGUUCGUAUAAGUGUUUGUGUGCCAAGGGCUAUGAAGGCCGAGACUGUACUGUCAAUACAGACGAUUGUGCCUCGUUUCCUUGUCAGAAUGGCGGAACUUGUCUCGAUGGAAUCGGUGACUAUACUUGUUUGUGUGUGGACGGCUUUGAGGGUAAACAUUGUGAGGUUGAUAUCAACGAAUGUUUAAGCAUGCCGUGCCAAAAUGGAGCAACCUGUAACCAAUAUGUUAACUCCUACACCUGUACCUGCAGACUAGGCUUCUCGGGAAUAGAUUGCCAGACAAACGAUGAGGACUGUACUGAGAGUUCAUGUAUGAAUGGUGGAACCUGCCUUGACGGCAUAAACAGCUACAAUUGCUCGUGUCUUCCAGGAUUUACUGGUUCGAAUUGUCAAUAUAAAAUCAACAAAUGUGACUCUAUGCCAUGUUUGAAUGGUGCAACAUGUCAUGAGAAUGGGAAUGAGUAUACUUGUCACUGUUCGUAUGGCUACACUGGCAAACAGUGUACCGACUAUGUGGACUGGUGUGGGCAGAACUCUUGUGAGAAUGGUGCCUCUUGUGUUCAGAGAAAGAAUCUGUAUCAAUGUAUUUGCGCUGCAGGAUGGACUGGCAAACUUUGUGAUGUCCAGAUGGUGUCUUGUAAGGAUGCUGCUAACAGGAAAGGUGUUAGUGUUAAACAACUGUGUAACAACGGAAGUUGUGAAGAUUUUGGAAACUCCCAUCGAUGUUAUUGUCAACAAGGCUAUACCGGGUCAUAUUGCCAAAAAGAGAUCAAUGAAUGUGAAUCACAGCCAUGUCAAAACGGUGGCACUUGCCAUGAUUUGAUUGGAGCAUAUGAAUGUAAUUGUCGCAAAGGAUUCCAAGGACAAAACUGUGAACUGAAUGUAGAUGAUUGUAGUCCAAAUCCUUGCCAGAACGGAGGUACUUGCCAUGAUUUGGUGCAUGAUUUUCGUUGUUCCUGUCCACCAGGAACUUUGGGAAUAAUUUGUGAGAUCAAUCAAGAUGAUUGUGUGCAUGGAGCAUGCCACAACAAUGGAUCGUGUAUUGAUCGGGUUGGUGGAUUUGAAUGUGCUUGUCCACCUGGAUUUGUUGGCUCUCGAUGUGAGGGCGAUAUCAAUGAGUGUUUGUCUAAUCCAUGCUCGAAUGCGGGUACUUUGGAUUGCGUACAGUUGGUUAACAACUAUCACUGUAACUGCAAACCGGGUCAUAUGGGACGUCAUUGCGAAACAAAAGUAGAUUUCUGUGCCAAUUCACCUUGUCAGAAUGGUGGUAUCUGUUCUACUAGGCAAAAUGGACACCAUUGUGUCUGCACUGAAGGUUUCUAUGGUCCGAAUUGUGAGUUCUCUGGACACGAUUGUGACUCGAAUCCAUGUCAAGCCGGACGAUGUGUGAUCGAUGACGAUGCUGGUGGCUAUCGAUGUGAGUGUCCAAAAGGCACAAUGGGAAUAAAUUGCCAAAUAGAUAUUUUAGAUGAGUGCAAACCAAAUCCAUGUCAACAGGGUGCAGGAUGUGAAGAUUUGCUAGGAGAUUUUGCCUGCUUUUGCCCUAUGAAGUGGUCGGGGAAAAUAUGUGAUACAUAUGAUCCCAGUUAUCCGGGCUGGGCAGCAGACAAUGAUCGAGUGGGUUUGAGGAAAUACACCAAAGAUUUGGAGUUCCAAAAAGAACUGUGUACAAUCCGCGGAUGUGAACAGAAAAAGGGCAAUCAUGUAUGCGAUCCCGAUUGCAACACGUAUGCUUGUAACUUUGAUGGUAACGAUUGCUCGCUGGGGAUAAAUCCCUGGAUUAAUUGCACAGCGAAUAUAGAGUGUUGGAGGGUCUUUAUGGAUGGUACUUGCAACGAAGAAUGCAAUAACGCCCAAUGUUUGUUCGAUGGACGUGACUGCGAGCGGAAAUUACAACCUUGUAAUCCAAUUUACGAUGCCUAUUGCCAGAAACACUAUGCCAAUGGAUUCUGUGAUUAUGGCUGCAACAAUGAAGAGUGCAACUGGGAUGGCUUGGAUUGCGAAAACGAAACACAACCUCCGAAUCUAGCAGACGGUGCUAUAUCGAUUGUUGUGCUGAUGGACAUUAAGACAUUUACUGAGGGAGCUGUUGAAUUCUUGCGGGAUAUGGGUCACGUCCUGAGAACGACAUUGAGAAUCAAGAAAGACAGUAUGGGAAAUGAUAUGAUUUAUCCAUGGAAGGUUAAAUCUGAAAUUGAAGGUUUGCAAAACACUGCCUUGGGCAGAAAACAUCACGUUAUUCUGACCGAACGCAAAUCUCAAGGCGGAACUCAAGUCUAUUUGGAAAUUGACAAUCGAAAGUGUGAAGAAUGCUUUAGUAAGGCUGCCGAGGCAGCUGAGUUCUUAGCCGCAACGGCAUCGAAACACACUCUUUCGCAGAAAUUCCACAUCUUCAAAGUGCAAGGGGUAAACAAUCCGGGAGAGGAGAUCAUGGACAGUCCAACAAAUGUAAAAUACGUCACACUUGGUAUAAUUUUAGUAGUCUUGUCGUUUGCAUUGUUUGGAGUUCUAGUAACGACUCAAAGGAAGCGCGCUCAUGGAGUGACAUGGUUUCCAGAAGGUUUUCGUACACCAGCGACUGGUCUGAGGCGACACACUCGUCGCAGAGGACCUGACGGCCAAGAAAUGAGAAACUUAAAUAAAAAUCCAUCACUUGUUUGCAUGAGCAACGAUGUUAACAUGAACCAAGGCAACCACAUGGGACAUAUGGGCCAUUCCCAACAAUGGUCGGAUGAUGAGUCUGAAAUGCCACAACCAAAGAGAAUACGUUGUGAGCAAGGCUAUUCAAGCGAUCAUACUGUUGUGACCGACUACGAAGAAGCAGAUUCGAGGGUUUGGUCACAACAGCAUCUGGAGGUUGCCGAUGUUCGGCCCUCGAUAAUGACACCUCCCGCCCAUCAGGAUGGCAAACAUGUCGAUAUUGAUGUUCGCGGGCCAUGCGGAAUGACACCAUUAAUGGUUGCUGCAGUUCGUGGCGGAGGAAUCGACUCUGGCGAGGACAUUGACACUGGAGAUGAUACAACAGCACAGGUUAUAUCCGAUUUGUUGGCACAAGGUGCUGAACUUAAUGCUACCAUGGACAAAACCGGAGAGACUUCAUUACAUCUAGCUGCUCGUUAUGCCAGAGCAGAUGCAGCAAAACGUCUUUUGGAUGCUGGAGCUGAUGCUAACUGCCAAGACAACACAGGACGAACACCAUUGCAUGCGGCUGUAGCCGCCGAUGCGAUGGGAGUCUUCCAAAUUUUACUUCGAAAUCGAGCAACAAAUCUAAAUGCUCGCAUGCACGAUGGCACAACACCACUUAUUCUAGCUGCCAGAUUAGCUAUUGAAGGCAUGGUUGAAGAUCUGAUUACAGCUGACGCAGACAUCAAUGCUGCAGAUAAUUCAGGAAAAACAGCCCUUCAUUGGGCUGCAGCUGUAAACAACACAGAAGCUGUAAAUAUUCUCCUAAUGCAUCAUGCGAAUCGUGAUGCACAAGACGACAAGGAUGAAACACCUCUAUUCCUUGCUGCUCGAGAGGGUUCCUAUGAAGCGUGCAAAGCGCUGCUCGACAAUUUUGCCAAUCGUGAGAUAACCGAUCAUAUGGAUCGAUUACCGCGAGAUGUCGCUAGUGAGCGACUGCACCAUGAUAUUGUUCGGCUAUUGGACGAACAUGUGCCGCGGAGUCCGCAAAUGAUUGCGGUCACACCGAACACAAUGAUCGGCUCUCCGCCGAGCAGUACACAACCCCAAAUGAUAACACAGCCGACAGUGAUUGCAUCGGGCAAGCAGCCGAAAAGCAAAGCAAAGAAGCAAAAGCUUGCUGCCGGAUCACUGACACCAACAUCACCGGAAGGUGAAUUAGGUGGUAGCUUGCGACGUAAGGCAAGUGUUAAGAAGAAUACCGCCAACAAAAAAGGCAAUGUGAAUUUGGGGGGUGUGGUAAAUGCACAAAUGCUAAGCGAUCAACAGUUGUUGGAUGCACAGCUGAGCUCUGUUGAAUCGCCACCGCUAACGAGUCCGUAUGAUACUGCAAGUCUGUAUUCAAACGCUAUGGCCGCCCACCAUCAGGUGGACCUGUUGGGCGGCAACAAACAGCCGCCCAGUUACGAAGAUUGCAUAAAAAAUGCGCAAUCGAUCCAAUCACUGCAAAACAUGAACAACAUGGAGAACUACGGCUAUUCAAUGGGGUCCCCGUUUCAGGAUAUAAUGAAUGCCCAACGCGCGGCGAACGGACACAGCGUACAGAUGGGCGAGCAAGGACUUAGUCCGCCAUACUCGAACCAAUCGCCUCCGCAUUCAGUCCAAAGCAAUAUUGCGCUUUCACCGCAUGCCUAUCUCGGUUCGCCAUCACCAGCAAAAUCACGUCCAAGUCUGCCCACCUCGCCAACGCACAUUCAAGCAAUGCGACACGCUACCCAUCAAAAGCAUGGUCCACCACUGAGUGGGGGAAACCAAGCUAAUCUGGUGGCUCCAAAUAGCAAUUCAUCGUCGUCGGCGUCGAGUUUUCAACAGUCGCCCAGUAGUAUGUCGCAACAAAAUUCACCCGUUAAACUUGGCCUGAUAUCGCCAACUGGCAGUGAUAUGGGUAUGAUGGUGCCACAGCAACAGCAGCAGCAACAACAACAACAACAGAACAGUGCAAUAAUGCAACAAUCUAUGCAGUUAGGGGGCUUAGAAUUCGGUUCAGCUGGCUUGGACUUGAAUGGAUUUUGUGGAUCUCCGGACUCAUUUUCUGGCCAAAUGAAUCCACCAUCAAUACAAAGCACAAAUUCGGGAUCCUCGCCCUCGAAUCUACUGUCGCCCUCAUCGCAACACAAUGCGGCAUUUUACCAGUACCUAACGCCGCCCAGCCAACAUUCUGGUGGACACACCCCGCAGCAUCUCGUCCAGACACUGGAUAGUUAUCCAACGCCUUCACCUGAAUCACCUGGUCAUUGGUCGAGUGCGUCACCUCGGUCCACGUCCGACUGGUCGGAGGGCGUUCAAUCGCCACAAGGACCCAACAACAUGUACAUGACUGCUGGACACCAAGCUAACAAGGGUUCUGAGGCCAUAUACAUCUGACAAUCACAAGCAACAAACUAAAAGAUUCCUCAUAAUUGCCUUUCUUUUCAAAAAUAAUGAUCAACUAGAGUUUAUUUAUGCAUACGAGUAAAUUUUCCCCGAAAAAACCACUAAACUUGCUAUUUUUUAAAAACUUUGAAACAGAUACUUCGACUGUACCCCCUUUUUGCAUGUUACAUAAACAAAUAUUUUAUAUAAUUAUUUAUAUAUAAAUUAAUUUCUUAAGUGUAAGUAAAGUUUAAUUAUAAUAAAAUGAACUAUAAUUAUAUUAUUUGUAAAGUAAAGAAAAAACGAGAAGACAAAAAAAAAAAAUAACGAAUAUAGCAUACAAACACCAUAGGACGUUGAUAUGAUAAUUUCAUUUGUAAAAAGUAUCUCAUCUAAGUUAAAAAUAUUUUAAUAGCGUAAGUGAAUAUAUUUUUUAUAAUUAUAGUUAGUCGGGAAAUAUUUUUCUUGUUACAUUUUCCAGAGAAUUAUUGUUAUAACUACUAAAGAGCAAGUAUAUCCAAACUAUAACAAAACAUACUAUAUCAUCAUUAUAUAUUUUUUUUAAUAGUUUUAAAAGCAAUUUUUUUAUUUUACAACAACAGGUGUCGAAGUCGAACGCACGUUUCAGAGAUUUUUUUAAAAUAAUUUCCUUUUCCUUCUAUAUUCUUGAUUUAAAAAUCAAUUUUUUCAAUUUUAUUAACACAACGAAAUAGAAAGGCAAACAUGACAUUUUAAAAAUAUUACUAUGUAAUAAUAUUACAUAAUGGAAUCUCUGUAAUUUAAAAUUAGUUGUAAAAUUAGUGUUGAAUUUUAUUUUAAAUAAUUAGCAUGUAAAAAAAAAUUAAAAUUAAAAAUUUAUAAGAACAUUUAUGCUUAUAGUAAAAAAAAUAAUUAAAAAACAUCUUCUACAAGUAAAAAUGCAUUAAAUUAGUAAUAAAAAAAAGAAUAUUAUCGUAUUUAAAAAUGUUUGCCUGUUUCAAAUUUAUUUUAUUAUUUUUUUUUUUUUUUUAUUUUAUUUAGGAAAAGCUUUAAUUUAAAUAAAUUAAAAACAAACACAUUUUAUCUUGUAUAACUGAGAGAUCCCGUCGACUUUAUUUAAGCAAACGAAACGUAAAAAGACACAAUCCUUUUUUUUGUAAUUUUAAUUUAGAAAAAAGAUUUUAAAAAAAGUAAACUUGUUAAAAAUUUAUAAUUAUGUAGUUGAAGAAAAAAAAAAUAAUUAAAAAAAAGACAUUUAUAUCAAAUGGUAGGCAUUUAUAGAAAAGUAAUUAAAAAAA
This is a messenger RNA of Episyrphus balteatus (marmalade hoverfly), 9711 nucleotides long. RefSeq names its product neurogenic locus Notch protein (gene N). Gene Ontology annotation, molecular function: calcium ion binding; protein binding. Gene Ontology annotation, cellular component: membrane. The transcript is spliced from 10 exons. Bases 695 to 8446 code for a protein of 2583 amino acids. The record is from RefSeq and is a predicted model, not a curated record. Gene Ontology annotation, biological process: cell differentiation; multicellular organism development; Notch signaling pathway. Lineage: Eukaryota; Metazoa; Arthropoda; Insecta; Diptera; Syrphidae.